Molecule: messenger RNA, 1665 nt
Organism: Beta vulgaris subsp. vulgaris (sugar beet)
Lineage: Eukaryota; Viridiplantae; Streptophyta; Magnoliopsida; Caryophyllales; Amaranthaceae
Product: lysine-specific demethylase JMJ30
Exons: 6
Coding region: 104-1321 (405 amino acids)
Molecular function (GO): 2-oxoglutarate-dependent dioxygenase activity
Source: RefSeq, a predicted model, not a curated record
CACUUUACCAUACACUUUUCAGACAAAAAUAUCUCCCUGUCUCUCUCUCUUUCGUCUCUUCAUUAUCUUUCUUCAAUUCUCUCGUCCACUUUUCCAGCGAAAAAUGGGUCCCACAAACGGCCACAUAGAAACCCCAACACUAGAAAGAGAAACCGCAACAAUCCUCCAACGCGUCACCGAAGAAGGCGGCGGAUACACCUUCGCGCGUAUGAUUACGGCGGCGCGUGAAGGUGACGCGCGUGCAGCAGAGGUGGCGCGUGAGAUUGCGUGGGAGCAGUUACACUGUGGGCCUUGGCACUCGGUCCAGCCCAUUUGGAGAGAAGCUUACUCAAUGGCGUGCUUACACGUGGCGAAACACCAUUUCUCCACCGGUGACUUCUCAGAGACACUGAAGACUUUGGAUUUGGGGUUGAUUAUGGGUGGGACCCUUUUAAGGGUUGACUUGGAAAGUGGGGUUGACAAAGUUAUGGGUGUAACUGCCAUGGAGGAGAGAGAAAAUGGUAAUGGUAAUAUUAAUGGUGGGUUGUUGUUUUCUUCAGUUGAUUUUAAUGAAGAUGAGGUUACCCGGUUAUUGCCUAUGAAAUCACUGUCCUCGAAGUUUGUUGCAAGGCGCUCUGAGUUGUCCCUGGAGGGGUUCCUUCGCGAGUAUUAUCUAUUGGGUUUACCCGUUAUAAUCAGUGAUUCGAUGUCUCAUUGGCCAGCUAGAGCUAGAUGGAACAACCUGGAAUACUUAAAGAGGGUUGCUGGUGGCCGGACAGUUCCUGUCGAGGUUGGGAAAAACUACCUAUGUUCAGAUUGGAAGCAAGAGCUUAUCACAUUUUCUCAGUUUCUUGAACGAAUUCAGUCUGGUAACACUUCUGCAGUUCCUACAUAUCUCGCACAGCAUCCACUGUUUGACCAGAUAAAAGAGCUUAGGAAGGACAUCCUUGUUCCAGACUAUUGUUAUGCUGGCGGUGGAGAACUGAGAUCAAUUAAUGCUUGGUUUGGUCCUGCUGAAACUGUAACCCCGCUGCACCACGAUCCACAUCAUAACAUAUUAGCUCAGGUUGUUGGUAAGAAGUAUGUAAGACUAUAUGCAGCCUCCCUGUCUGAGGAACUUUAUCCGCAUUCUGAAACCAUGCUAUGCAAUUCCAGCCAGGUUGAUCUAGACAACAUAGAUGACAAUGCGUUUCCAAAAGUGAGAGACUUGGAGUUUAUAGACUGCAUUUUAGAUGAAGGUGAAAUGCUAUACAUCCCUCCUAAAUGGUGGCACUAUGUACGAUCUCUCACACCAAGCUUAUCAGUCAGUUUUUGGUGGAGCAGCACCGAAGGAUCACCCUGAGCUAAUACUAUCGUGUCGUUGCUCAAGUUUUUUGAAGAUUUAUCCGGAAAAAUCGAUAGAAUUAGUGUGUCAACUCCGGAAUAUAGACCCUCGCAUUUGGUACGAUGUCAUUUUGAUGUGUAUAGACGCUUAGGCAUUUAGUCGUCUAUGUAAGACUCUGAGCUCACAUAAUGAUAAAUGUCAUUGUAUGCUUUAAAGCAUAGCCUAGAUAUUUUGUAACUAGUCCUUGUUAGAAGUUUAAUUUUCGAACGAAGGGACUUAGCUCGUAGAAUAAUUUUCUGAUAAAUCCUUGCUGAUAUCUGGAAAAAAACCCACCAUUUGAUAUUAUUAUCUUAAGUUCUUAA